Molecule: messenger RNA, 1490 nt
Organism: Mytilus trossulus (common blue mussel)
Lineage: Eukaryota; Metazoa; Mollusca; Bivalvia; Mytilida; Mytilidae
Product: aggrecan core protein-like
Exons: 4
Coding region: 98-1126 (342 amino acids)
Source: RefSeq, a predicted model, not a curated record
AGAUUCUGAAGUGUAAGAUAGAUUAAAUACAAGGACCAACAGGUAUCUAACACUUAGUCUUUCUAACCCUUGUCUUUCUAAGUUCAUUUGAUUCAAGAUGAUUCUAGUUUUUGUGUCUUUUCUGUUUGGUUUCGUACAGCAGGCAGUUUACGGUGCUGAUCUCUCACACUGUCCGUCCAGAAUACGGUCUCUAAGGUAUGUCCAUGAAUAUCUCGACAGUUGUAUACUUUUUGUCCGAGACAAGCAAUCCUGGACAGAUGGUCGAGCUAAUUGUAGAAGACUUGGAGGAGAUUUGGUAAUGGUUAAGGAUGCCAGUAAGCAGGCUGUUCUUCUGAAUUAUCUACGUCUUGACCACUGGGAUACUGAUAAUAUAUGGAUAGGUGCCACUGACCAACAGAGAGAAGGGGACUGGCGCUGGGUUGAUGGUAGCAAAAUUUCUUACAGCCGAUUCGCAGCUGGACAAGGAAAUAAUCACAACUCAGGAUUUCUGUUUGCAAAUGGCGGCAAUGAAGAUUGCGCACUGAUACGACGUGAUGAUGGAGGUCACUGGCACGAUUAUCCAUGUCAGCCAAUAUUUGGAGCUUUUGGGUAUACCUAUUCGUAUGCCUGUGAAUUCCCAAAAAUUAAAAUGGCUACAACCACCAUGUCAUCAUCAACAAUGAAGACGAUGUCGUCAUUCAAAACAGUGCCAACAACUACAUGGUCUAGUGUUGAAACUCCAGCGCCAACAACAAUGCCGAAAGCUGAAACGCCAGCACCAACGACAACCAUGGCUAAUGUUGAAACGCCAGCACCAACAACAAUGCCAAAAGCUGAAACGCCAGCACCAACAACUACCAUGGCAAAUGUUGAAACGCCAGCACCAACAACUACCAUGGCAAAUGUUGAAACGCCAGCACCAACAACUACCAUGGCAAAUGUUGAAACCCCAGCGCCUACAACAAUGCCAAAAGCUGAAACGCCAGCACCAACGACUACCAUGGCUAAUAUGGAAACCCCAGCACCAACAACACAUUUACCUAAUAUUGAAACGCCAGCGCCGACAACAGCUCAACCAAACAAAGAAACUCCUGCCGCUACCCUUCCUCCACCAACGGCUAUAAUUGGUCGCAGGAGGCGCCGAUGAAAACUCUUUUUAUCUACCAGUUAUCUUUAACUAUCAAUUAUUAUGAACAAACCAAUUGAAAUGAUAAUGCCGUAGCCAUUGAUUAUAUUACGUAUGUUGAUUAUGUGUCAAAAUUGAAUAGCGCUAACACAAUGACCUCGUCAUACAUUUACAACUGUAGCAGUCAACAUAUUAAAAAAAUAAAUAAUUGUUAUAAUUGUCGAAUGCAUUAUAACCCAUUUUGUUAUCCACAAGUUAUGAAUCGAUUUACAUAUCUAAUAAUUUAUGAGGAUAUAAAUAUAUGGCAUAUGAAAAUAUCUAAUGACAUUUGAAUUUAAACAUAUUAAAGAAUUAUAAAUCUACCAAAUAAAGUCUCCAAAGUAUU